Molecule: messenger RNA, 967 nt
Organism: Dibothriocephalus latus
Lineage: Eukaryota; Metazoa; Platyhelminthes; Cestoda; Diphyllobothriidea; Diphyllobothriidae
Source: the annotation of a GenBank genome assembly
UUUGACUUAUUUUUUCCCGGCGGAGGCUCCAAUUUCUCGACGUCCUACCGAUGUUAUCCCCACACAUUUAGUUCCCGAAAGGAUACAGAUACCAUUGAGUAUGGAGGAAAAACUUAUUCCGUUAAAAUAUUUAGUUUUGUUGCCGCCAUCUGCUCUGGAUCAUCUCACUCGCCUAAAUGUGCAAUAUCCCAUGCUAUUCAAAUUGUCAAACAAGAAAGCCUCUCGUCACACACACUGUGGUGUGUUGGAGUUUGUGGCCGAUGAGGGCAUGUGUUAUGUGCCAUACUGGAUGCUACGAAAUCUCCAGCUCGAAGAAGGCGAUAUGGUGCAUGUAAAGAGUGUUGCUCUUCCGGUAGCUACGUUUGCCAAGUUCCAGCCUCAAGACGAGAGUUUCCUGGACAUCUUCAAUCCCAAAGCAGUGUUGGAAAAUGCACUGCGUGAUUUUGCCUGUCUUACUGUCGACGACAUGAUUGCCAUUAAGUACAACGAUCAAAUCUAUGAGCUGAAGGUCCUCGCGGUAGAACCUGCAGAAGCUGUUAGUAUCAUCGAAUGUGAUAUGAGUGUUGACUUUGCUCCCCCUGUUGGCUAUGUCGAAAAACGGAUGGAGAAUCAGAAGAAGGCUGUCGCCGCCACGAAUAAGGAUGUAAACGAAAACCUUAUCCCGGCUCAAAGUCAAGGCUUUCAGAUCUUUGGAGGCUCUGGUAUCCGCCUAGAUGGUCGCUCCUGUGACCCCUCUACUUCCGGCUCAACAUCGGCCCCCGGCGGCUCACGGAUCACUCAACGUGGCGUUCCCAACUAUGAGUACAAACCCGGUAGCCUGACAUUCUUACGAAUGGGGAACAAGGUGACUACAGAAGAUGUGAGUGCAUUCCUUUUUUCGACUUCAUUUGGCAAACUUAACCUAGCUGAGAGGCAGCUUUCAGAGCCUCUUAACCCAGCUUCUAAUUGGUGGGUUUUACACCUCUGA